Molecule: messenger RNA, 400 nt
Organism: Ambispora gerdemannii
Lineage: Eukaryota; Fungi; Glomeromycota; Glomeromycetes; Archaeosporales; Ambisporaceae
Source: the annotation of a GenBank genome assembly
CAGAAAAGACAAAAAAGCUCACGUUUCCCUAACCGCGCUUCAAAAAAAAGAAAUCUGUGAACAUCUCGAAACUGACAAGACACUGAAGCAAAAAGAUAUUGCCGUUGAGUAUGGAAUAUCAAACUCCAAGCAUGCUCAAAAAGCAACAUUUGAAGAUAUUGAAGAAGCAAUGAAAAUUUGGGUGGAAAAUAUACUAGUACAAAAUGACUUGAACUUGAGUGACAGUUUGCUAAUGGAAAAAGUCUUGGUAUUUGCCAAAGAAUUCGAGGUUUCUGACAAGCUUCUAGCUUCUACAGGUUGGACCAAGAAUUUCAAAAGACGGAAUAAUUUAAAAUCUUACAAAAAACGUGGUGAAUCGGGUAGUGUUGAUAUGAACGAAAUUCCAAGAUUCCGUGAAUAA